Molecule: messenger RNA, 6736 nt
Organism: Chara braunii
Lineage: Eukaryota; Viridiplantae; Streptophyta; Charophyceae; Charales; Characeae
Source: the annotation of a GenBank genome assembly
AUGGCAACCAUCCACGGCGUCCAGGUUUCAGACCUGUACAAGAAGGUCUCCUGGGAAGACAUGACAAAGGAAUGGAAGAAGCGGUUCAUCGUCGACGAUGCCCCGACACUCGCCGUCAACCGCAUCUUCACGAUGGCUCAAGGGAGCACACCGACACGUGACUGGCUCACGGAUUGGCAUAAAAUUGUGGCAACGCCCGAUUUGGACUUGUCAUUUCCGCAUCUGCGGCGUGAGUUCUACAACAAGUCAUGCGCUGCUCUCAGCCUUGCACUUGGUGAUCGCGAGCAGUACAACACUUUCGCAGAGAUCAUCAACAAGGCGAGAGAGCUCAUCAAGACUAACAGGUCGGCUGCACACGAGAAGUCCACGUGGCAGCCAACCUAUGUGGAGAAGGUACGAACUGGUGAGGCGACUCCACCUUCUACUCCGCCAGAUUCGGCCGCCUUGCUAGCGGCCUCCUGCACAUCUGGGGAGGAUGCGAAUGUCGCAAGUCCUCGGUAYACUUACGAGGAYUAYGCUGUCCACUUGGUUCCACCGCUGGACCAACCGCUCCACGUGCAACAGUCCACCGCAUGCACGGUUUCAUCACCAUCGGCAACCGAUUCCGCAGCUUCGCCGCAAUCUAUCGUCGGGGAUUCGACGUCAUGGUCAAGACUUGAAGAGCUCGACCCGUUGACGUUCACGGACUUCCAGUGGAUGCCCGUUCCCUCGACCGGACAAUUGCCGAAACCGCAUUGCAACGUGCUUAUGGCACAAUUGCGGGACUACUUGCACACUGCAAUACCAGCUCCGUUGAUGGACGCCGGAGCAGAGGUUGUUGACCUUCACGCAUUCAUCGCGAAGAUCGACCGCGAGUUCAAGACGCAACGCCAGGACUUCAUGGUACGCGCCGGCCUUGGCCCACGUGUUCGGAGGAAGUCCCAGCCUACGCAAGUCACCCUGGCAGACGGUCAUACGCACAAGUCCAUCGACCGGUGCAUUGACGCCGUCCCAAUGUACUUCGCCCCUCACGCACGUGAGGCGGUGUCCUUUGACAUUCUGAACACCAAAUUCGACAUGAUCUUGGGCAUGUCAUGGCUGCGAAGCAAGGAUCACCCAUUGAACUUCUUCAACCGCACCGUUCACAUUAGUGACCGGAACGGAGUAUUAGUUCCAUGCACGGUGCCUCUUCCUCAUCCUUCGAUCAGCUGCCUCGUGGUAUCCGCCGCAAGCAUGCGAGCUUCCAUCAUCAGAGACGACAUCGAGGAGAUGGGGGUGUGUUUUCUCCACGCCCUCCCGCCACAUGACGCUUCAUCGACGGACUCACCUUCGGAUCCACGCAUCACCGAACUUCUCGACGCCUACAGCGACGUGUUCGAAGGCCCGCACGGAGUAGUACCGGAUCGACCCAUCCGCCACGAGAUCAUCCUCGAGGACGGGGCCGUACCUCCACGUGGUUGCAUCUACCGAAUGAGCGAGGAAGAGUUAAGUGUGCUACGCGCACAACUCGAUGACCUUCUAGAGAAAGGCUGGAUUCGACCUAGCUCAUCGCCAUACGGUGCGCCUGUUCUCUUCGUCCGGAAUAAGAACAAGGACCUGCGGUUGUGCAUCGAUUAUCGCAAGCUCAACGCGCAGACGAUCAGGAACGUCGACCCUCUCCCACGCAUCGACGACCUUCUCGAGCGACUGGGCGAUGCCAAGUUCUUCUCCAAGCUGGAUCUCAAGUCAGGAUAUCACCAACUCGAGAUUCGCAAGGAGGACCGUUACAAGACCGCGUUUAAGACGCGAUAUGGGCAUUUCGAAUGGCUGGUCAUGCCAUUUGGCCUUACAAAUGCCCCGGCCACUUUUCAAGCGGCUACGACAACGGAGUUCCGACACAUGCUGGAUCGAUACGUACUUAUCUAUCUCGACGACAUCUUGGUCUACAGCCCGAGUUUGGAGGAGCAUGUGGAACACCUGCGCACCGUUUUGGAGCGGCUACGACAAGCCAAGUACAAGGCCAACCGCGACAAAGUGCGAAUUCGCACGACAGGAGCUGGAGUACUUGGGCCAUUAUGUGACGCCGCAAGGCAUCCGAUUGCUGCACCUAUGACGAGGUUACAGUCGCCAAAGGUGCCAUUCGUAUUCGAUGACGACGCACGCCGGCCAUUCCAAGUACUUAAGACGGCUAUGCUCAUGGCACCCUUCCUUAGCAUCUAUGACCCCACCUUGCCGAUGAGAGUGACUACGGACGCUUCCGGCUACGGUAUUGGGGCAGUCUUGGAACAACACGACGGCGACGACUCGCACCCUGUGGAGUAUUUCAGCCACAAAGUGCCUCCCAUCAACUCGCUUGAUGAUGCAAGGAAGAAGGAGCUACUCGAGUUCGUCAUGGCUCUCAAGCAAUGGCGGCACUUCCUCCUUGGGCGUCGUAGGUUCACAUGGGUCAUUCACAACAAUCCAUUGACCUACUACAAGACGCAGGAUACGGUGAGCAGCACGAUCGGACGAUGGAUGUACUUCAUCGACCAGUUUGACUUCACACCGGAACAUCUUCCCGGCCUCUCCAAUCGCGCAGCAGAUGCUCUCUCGCGAAGACCUGAUCUUUGCGCUAUGACACAUCGUGCCUUCGCAUUCGACGAGGAGCUUCAGCGACACUUCAUCCGGGCAUAUCAGUCUGAUCCGAACUUCGGCACGCUCUAUGCACAGCUAUCUUCGGAUCACCCGCCGGMCAGCCAUUACUGCAUUGCCGACGGGUACUUGCUCCUCCACUCGAGAGGCAAGGACUUACUAUGUGUCCCACGCGACCGUCGUCUUCAGACUCGCCUCCUCGGCAAGUAUCAUGAUUCACGACUCGCCGGCCAUUUCGGAGUCAACUGCACUAUUGCACGGCUUCGACAGCGAUUCCGAUGGCCCGACCUCAUUACCGAUGUCACUCGGUAUUGCGACUCUUGCGAAGUUUGCCGACGCAGCAAGCCCCGGAACCGCAAUCCCUACGGCGAGUUACACCCGAUGCCUAUCCCACGGGAACCCGGUCUCUCCAUUGCCAUGGACGUCACCGGUCCGUGUCAAGCGGACAACUCCCAAAGAGGAGAGGCACAUCCUCGCAAGGAGCUAGUCAAAGCGAAGUUCCCCAAUUCCUACAGUGGAAAGAGGGAAGAGAACUUUGACAAUUGGGAGGCCAACGUCAAGACCUAUGUGCAUUUGCAACAGGUCUCCCCGGACCAGCACGUGUUGAUUGCAAUCCACGUGCUUAGAGAUGAGGCUGCCAGUUUCGCGAGAUCUCUAGUCCGCGCUGCUAACUGCAACAACGAUGAAGUGGCCUACUCGUCGUUCACCCCCCUUGUCGAUUUCAUGAAAUUGCUGCGCGAGCGGCUCGCUGAUGUUGCUCGUAGUGUUAAGGCCUCAGAUAAGCUUCAGACAAUCCACUCUCGUAAAUGGAAGAGCGCCAGGGCACUCAAGGGCGUAAUGGACGAAUUAGUGGCUGUUCCUGACCACGGGGUCACUGAGACCCACUUGGUCGGCCUCUUCUAUCGGGCUAUGCCCGAAACCUUUCGAGGGCAUUUCUUCGCAAAGAGCGAAGAUCCUGCCACCACUUAUGAUUCCCUUAGCCGUGAAGUGGUGGCUUUCGAGGCGAAGUCGGUGCCACUUUCUACUUUCUGGCACAAAGACCUCGACAAAGGAAAGCAAUGGAAAGGUCACACUAUCUCAGGGCAAGUUAAGACUAAGGAUAGUCUUGUCCUCACUUUAGACGAAGGUAGUGUUGACGAGAUCCCCUACGAACAGAUUGAGUGGGGUUUAGAGGACGAUGACACUAACAGCAGUCAAGGGAGGACCUAUGCUGUUGUCGCAGCUGGAGGGAGGCCGCAAGGAGGAGGACGAGGCCAGGGCCAAGGGGUCCGGGCCUCAGGGAGCUGUUCUCAGGGCGAUCAGGGGGUUGGCGGCAGAGGAGGAACCCGCCAAGCGGGAGGAAGGGGUCAAGGCGUGGCUGAAGAAUUGAAGGAGAGGAUGCCCGCCUGGGCCAAGAUGAAAAAGGAGAAUAAGGGGCAGCUUAUAUUAGUAGACACAAAGAUUUUUAGAGGACGAGCAGGCGCCUUAGUGGAUAGUGGAGCCACUCGUAGUUAUAUUAGUAGGAAGGCGCUGCAGAAGCUGAAGCUGCAGUUGAAAGUCCAGAGACUAACAGAACCCAUAGUAAGUACCCUCGCGGACAAUCGCACCAUGCGGGUGGAAGAGUAUGUAGAGGGAGUCAAGGCCUAUUUUCGCCUAGAACAGGAUGGGAAGGUGGAGAAAGUUCUCCAUUCCCUGACUCUCCUCGUAGAGGAUAGCCUCCCGUUCGAUAUAGUCCUAGGUAUGGACUGGGGAGAGGCAGCAGGGGCCACACUCCAUUUGAGAAAGCACGGGUGUAGGCUCCCUAGUCCGUCAGGCGGCGUCAAGACUGCCCGUCUGUUCCAUGUGUCAGGAGUAGACAACUCCCUGGCACAUUGCUGCCUUAGUGCUCCUGCGUUUGCACGGCUAGUAAAGAAGGAGCAACUAGAGGAACAGGUUUUUGUAACCUAUGUCAAGCCAGUAACUGAGCCUAAGGAGGAGAAGCCUAUAGACCCUACUAUUGCCAAGCUGCUGGAGGAGUUUAAAGAUCUAGUUGAACCGCCGAUAGGAGUACUUCCGCGGCCCAUCCAACAUCGAAUCGAGAUAGAGCCUGGCAGUAGAACGCCCAAGGGAGCCGUGUAUAGGAUGUCCCCGUGGGAAUUAGAGGAGCUGCGCAAGCAACUUGACGAGCUCCUAGAGAAGGGUUGGAUAAGGCCCAGUUCGUCCCCGUUCGGGGCACCUGUUCUGUUCGUUCCCAAGAAAGAGGGAGAGCUUAGGAUGUGCAUAGACUAUAGGGGUCUGAAUGCUAUCACAGUUAAGAAUGUUGAACCACUGCCCAAGAUUGACGAUCUUUUGGAUCGGGUGCAGGGGUGCAGAUAUUUUACGAAGAUAGAUUUAAAGUCCGGAUAUCAUCAGAUAGAGGUUCAUCCUAAUGAUCACUACAAGACAACUUUCCGGACUAGAUACGGGCACUACGAGUUCAUCGUGAUGCCCUUUGGACUAACCAACGCGCCAGCAACUUUCCAGCGAUGUAUGAAUGAUUUGUUUAGGCCGUGGUUACAUAGGUUCGUUGUAGUCUAUUUGAAUGAUAUCCUAGUGUUUAGCAAAACCCUCGAAGAGCAUCAGGGUCAUCUCAGGCAGGUCUUGGAGAAGAUGAGAGAAGCUAACUUCAAGAUCAACGCAAAUAAGUGCGAAUGGGCGAAGACCCAAGUGUUGUAUCUAGGCCACGUCUUAGACGGAGACGGCAUCAAGCCCGAGGAUAGUAAGGUCGCAUCGAUCAGAGAUUGGCCUACACCGAGUACCUUGGCAGAGUUGCGGUCGUUCUUAGGCCUAGCGAACUACUAUAGGAAGUUCGUAAGGAACUUCUCCACGAUCGCUGCGCCCCUUCACAUACUGCUUAGGAAAAAGACUAUUUGGAAGUGGGACAAGGAUUGCACGUGUGCUAUGAAGAAGUUGAAGCAGGCACUGAUAGAGUAUCCAGUCCUUAAGGUGGUCGAUCCGUCCUUACCCUUUGUCGUCACUAUGGACGCCAGUCAGUACGGCAUAGGUGUUGUUAUGCAGCAAGACGAUGGCAAUGGUUAUAAGCCCGUGGAGUUCAUGUCUGCUAGGAUGCCUUCAGAGAAGGUUGCGACCUCGACCUACGAGAGGGAACUCUACGCUCUCAGGCAAGCGCUAGAACACUCGAAGCACUACUUGCUUGGGAGGCACUUCAAAGUCUAUUCUGACCACGAAACAUUAAGAUGGCUAAAGACGCAGGCCAAGAUGACACCUAAGCUUACUAGGUGGGCCGCAAAAAUAGAUCAAUAUGACUUCGAGCUCAAGCCAGUCAAGGGGAAAUAUAACGCAGUUGCGGACGCUCUCAGUAGGAGAGCGGACUACUUUGGAGCGAUAGUUCACUAUCUGGACAUUGGGAGAGACCUGCAGGAAAGGGUUAAAGAAGCGUAUGCGCAGGACCCUAUCUAUAGUGACCUCCUCAAGCGAGUACAGGAGGCCCCAGAGACCGAGCCAAAUUUCCGCACUAUGGGUGGACUACUGUUCGAGAAGACUAACGUAGUGGACCGCCUGUGCAUUCCCAAUAGUGAAGAGAUCCGCAGUCUGAUCCUAGGAGAAUGCCACGAUACGGGGGGUCAUUUUGGUUGGCAAAAGACUCUAGCCAACCUGAUGCACGCGUACACCUGGCCAGGAAUGAAGAAUGACUGCAUAGAGUAUGUUCGCAGUUGUAAGGUCAGCCAGAGGAAUAAGUCUACUACGCGUGCCCCGCUAGGUCUUCUCAGACCCUUGCCUAUUCCUGAUCAGCCCGGGGAUUCAGUGUCCAUUGACUUCAUGGACGCAGGCGUCAAGAGUAGGCAUGGCAAGAGCCAAGUCAUGGUGAUAGUCGAUAGAUUCAGCAAGUAUGCUGUUUUCAUCCCUUUGCCUUCUGAGGCACGAACGGAGUUAGUGAUCCGUAAGUUCUCUGAUCAUUGGGUCAGUGAGCACGGGGUCCCAUUGUCCAUAGUUAGUGAUAGAGACACCCGAUUCACAAGUCAGAACUGGCAGGAGUUGAUGAGAGUCUAUGGGUCUAAGUUGCUGGUGUCGUCUGGCCGUCACCCAGAGACUAACGGUCAGACCGAAUAGAUAAAUAAGAUUCUGCAGCAAGUUCUGAGAAUGUACAUUAGACCAGAUCAAGUUGACUGGGACGAGAUGCUCCCCAAGG